UCUCUGGCGCGCUGGGGACGACCGUUGCAGGGCGCCCAGGGUCCUGAGGUGGGACCGUCGGCCGCCGACGCCCAACUUUUUCGGCGCUGAGGUACCCGGCCUGGUGGCCUAGGACGUUCCCGUCGCAUGGCGGAGUGCUGCGGACGAUGCCCAUGAAGUCCGUAGUCCUUCUAGUUGCGCUGUUGCUAUGGCCUUCGUCCGUGCCCGCGUAUCCGAGUGAGUGACCGGCCCGAGGCGGCAGGGACUCAGGAGACCUGCCUCAGGGAACCUCAGGGUUCCGGGACCCGCCUGAGUACCCGCUCGUUUUUGCCCCUGGUCCUGCACGCCUUCCAAAUCCCACUGCCCAGGGUCCUGGCCUCCUCUGCCGAGGCAUGACUAUGACACCUGAUGAAGAACAAAACUUGAAUCAUUACGUACAAGUUUUACAGAACCUACUACUAAGUGUUCCCACAAGGGAGCCAGGCCAUGAAAAAAAAUCAGAGCCUCCAAAUAAUGUUUAUUCUAUGGGAUCGAAGGUAUCAAAAUUUAAGGAGAUAAUUACACAUGAUGAAGCUUCAACUGAGAAUGACAUUAUAAGCAACCCUGUCACUAAUGAAGCUACAACUUUCUCUACUAGAGGCUUCACAACGGAAAUAGGGAGCAAAACGCCGACUGAAAGGACACCAUUUUGGUCAAUUAAACCAAACAAUGUUUCUGUUGUUUUACACUCAAAAGAACCUUAUAUUGAAAAAGAAGAGCCAGAGCCAGAACCAGAGCCAGAUGUAAAGCAAACAGAGGCACCAACGUCCUGGCCAAACGUUACUGAAUUACCCACAAGUCCUUCAAGUAGGAGCACUGACUGGGAUACCUCCACAGAACUGGAAGAUGUCCCUCAGCUCUCAGGCGAAUACGAAACACUAGCAUUUGAAAAACACCCACUGAUUUUGAGUAAUGAAGACAUUUUGAAACAAAUUUCAGAUAUUAGUUCAGAGGUGCAAAAGGUACCUCUUGCUGAGAGCCUCAAGCCAGAAUACAGAGAGGAUAUUCAAGCCUCUAAAGAGCACCUAAAACGAAGCCUCGCUCUAGCAGCAGCAGCGGAACAUAGAUUAGAACAGAUGUAUACAUCCCAGUUAUUACCACUAGGUCGACGCCGUGGUGAAGUUGAUGACAUUGAAACUGUUAUUAACGUGCUGUAUUAUUCUAGAUCUAAGUUAUCUGAAUAUUUAGAUCUUAAAUAUGUCCCACCAGAGAUGAGAGAAAAAGCUACGACAGUACUCAAUACAUUGAAAAAAAUACUAUGUGUAAGUCAAAUAGAAACUCAAAACCUUAUUAGGAAGUUAUUAAACAAUAAUAUAAAAAUUUUAAACUUACUUGACAUUCCAUGACAAAGGUGAUUUAAGCAAACCGGGUAUUCACUCACAAGAG
Molecule: messenger RNA, 1404 nt
Organism: Rhinolophus ferrumequinum (greater horseshoe bat)
Lineage: Eukaryota; Metazoa; Chordata; Mammalia; Chiroptera; Rhinolophidae
Gene: SPESP1
Product: sperm equatorial segment protein 1
Exons: 2
Coding region: 372-1364 (330 amino acids)
Biological process (GO): fusion of sperm to egg plasma membrane involved in single fertilization; acrosome reaction
Cellular component (GO): acrosomal vesicle
Source: RefSeq, a predicted model, not a curated record